AUGUACGCGGAGGAAUUUCCCGCGGGAUCCCGGCGAGUGAAACGCGAUUUUUACGUUGAUGACCUGCUAACGAGAGCGGACACAAUCGAGGAAGCAUUAGCGUUGAAAAACCAGAUCGUAAAGAUUCUGAACCGCGGCGGAUUUCAACUGAGCAAGUGGCAUUCAAACGAAUCAGUAUUGAUAAAUGAUAUGUAUGAUAAACAUAACGCCGAGGUUCAAAUUAAUAGAGACGCGACGUCACGCAUCCUCGGAAUUCUUUGGAAUCCGUCGAUGGAUGCCUUUCGGUUCGCGAUUGAAUUGCCGACUGACUCACACAAGAUAACGAAGCGCGUAAUAUUGUCGGAGAUAUCAAGAUUAUUUGAUCCGUUGGGAUUAAUCGGUCCGGUUAUUAUCAUACCAAAAAUGCUGUUACAGGAGAUUUGGCAAUUAAAAAUACAGUGGGAUGAAUCGAUUCCGCUGGAUAUGCAUGCAAGGUGGUCCGCGUUUAAGAGACAAUUAAGAGAAUUAAAUGAUUUAAGCGUUCCGAGGUUUAUAGGGGGAAAUCAAGAGGGGGCUUGCGUUCAGAUACACGGGUUUUGUGACGCCAGCCAGCGGGCGUAUGGCGCGUGUUUGUAUAUUCGAAGACAAGUAGAUGAGAACGAAGUGCAGAUUGAUCUGUUGUGCUCUAAAACAAGAGUAGCCCCACUCAGAGUGAUUUCGAUUCCGCGACUCGAGCUUUGCGCGGCAUUAUUGCUGGCACAAUUGUUGGACAAAGUGCGUUCAUCUAUUGACAUAAAGGACGUGCGGUAUACUUUGUGGUCGGAUUCCACGAUCGCGCUGAGAUGGAUUUCGUCGUGCUCGAGAAAAUGGUCGGUUUUUGUGUCAAAUCGCGUUGGAGAAAUACAGCGGUUAACUUCCGGUUUGGAUUGGCGGCACGUGCCGACAACCGAAAAUCCUGCGGAUUUGCUAUCUCGGGGCGUCCACCCGCAUGACAUCGGGAAUGCCGCGCUAUGGUGGCGAGGUCCCGUGUUCUUAAAGAGCAGCGAGGAGUCGUGGCCAAGCGUUGGCGAAUAUGUCCCGGAGUCCGAGAUGCCGGAGAGGCGGCGGAUAGUUGCUGCUGUCGCUGGCGUGGUGGCACCGAACCCUUUUUCGGAGCUUAUAGUUAGAUGUUCGAGUCUAGAUAAAUUGUGCCGAAUUGUUGUAUAUUGCAGGCGAUUUAUUGGACCGCGUCUGCGAUCCGAGGGAGACGUGGGCGUUCACGUCUCGCACGUGGAAAUCUCGGCCGCAUUGGAAAACAUUUGCAAGUUGGUGCAAGGGGAAGUUUUUUCACACGAGUUCGGGCAAUUAAAGAAGGGAAACGCUCUCACUUCCGCUAGCUCAUUAAAAUCAUUAUCGCCGUUCUUGGAUAAACAGGGUCUGAUUCGCGUCGGUGGGAGGCUCGAAAAAUCACAAUUAGGGUACGAUGCCCGCCACCCAAUUUUGCUCCCAAAGAAUCAUCGGCUCACUCAGCUCGUAAUAAAGAAAGAACAUACACGCAAUUUGCACGCUGGAUUACAGGGCACUAUGGCUGCGGUGCGACAAAAAUUUUGGCUUCUCUCGGUUUGCUCGACCACACGAAAGGUUAUUAGACAGUGCCUCGUUUGUUUUAGAUGCAGGCCGGCGAUAUCGGAAGCGAAAAUGGCGGUGUUACCUGCGCCCCGUGUGACACCUUCGCGGCCGUUCUCUAAUUGCGGCAUCGAUUACGCGGGGCCUCUCAUUAUAAAAGAAGGCAAGCGGCGAAAUGCUCGAAAUAGUAAGGCUUAUGUUUGUAUAUUUGUGUGCUUCGCUACGAAAGCAGUACACAUUGAAGUAGUCAGUGACUUGACGACGGACGCUUUUCUAGCGGCCUUAAAGCGUUUCAUUUCUCAGCGGGGGUGCCCGACUUCUAUAUUUUCCGAUAAUGGAACUAAUUUUAAGGGGGCCUCGCGCCAAUUGGCACAGUUGUACGCGUUUCGUGGCGCGUCAUCAACCAAAGAAAAAAUAGAACAGUUUUGUCGCGACUCCAGAAUAUCAUGGCGUUUUAUUCCACCUGGAGCGCCGCACUUUGGCGGGCUCUGGGAGUCCGCGGUAAAAUCUGCGAAAUAUCACCUACAGCGUGUUGCGGGCGACUCACACCUGACUUUCGAGGAGUUGCAGACAACGUUGUGCAAAAUAGAGGCUGUAUUAAAUUCGCGUCCGUUGACGCCGCUGAGCUCUGAUCCUAAUGAUUUAGCCUAUCUUACGCCGGGGCAUUUUCUGGUUGGCGAGGUAUUGAGUGAUUUUCCAUGCCAUGACCUUACUGAUAUUAAGGAAGGUCGAUUGAUGCGAUGGCAGAGAGUCGAGCAGCUCCGCCAGCAUUUUUGGAGUCGUUGGAGCCGCGAAUACUUAAAUCAAUUGCAGCAGCGGCAGAAAUGGACUAGCAACAAGGGAGAGCAGAUGGGCGUUGGCAAGAUGGUGCUAGUCAUGCAACCGGGCCUUCCGCCUCUGCAGUGGGCGCUUGGCCGCGUGAAGGAAAUUCAUCCUGGAACUGAUGGCAUCGCCCGUACAGCCACAAUAAUCACGGCCAAAGGAUCAUUUGUCAGGCCUCUUUCAAAAUUAUCAAUUUUGCCUCUAGAAGAUUAG
Nylanderia fulva is the source of this 2619-nucleotide messenger RNA. RefSeq lists its product as uncharacterized. Gene Ontology annotation, biological process: DNA integration. Gene Ontology annotation, molecular function: nucleic acid binding. Lineage: Eukaryota; Metazoa; Arthropoda; Insecta; Hymenoptera; Formicidae. The record is from RefSeq and is a predicted model, not a curated record.